This is a messenger RNA of Dibothriocephalus latus, 714 nucleotides long. The record is from the annotation of a GenBank genome assembly. NCBI's taxonomy places the organism in Eukaryota, Metazoa, Platyhelminthes, Cestoda, Diphyllobothriidea, Diphyllobothriidae.
AUGUAUUCGAAGGCAGUUGUCUUGAACAAAGCCUUCGAUCUAGCUACAAAGCGCCUUCACCAAAAAUGCCGAAAUGCCCCGUAUCCCCUGGACCCUGACGUCAUGAGAUUCCCUGUUCCUGAUGCAAAGGUUCCUUGGGAAGUAGACUAUGAUGAUUAUAACCCAGUUAACUAUACUCAUCCUACCGUGUGGAAUGCUCUGUGGGCCGACCCCGAUAUCCGGUAUGACCACGCUCGCAAGCUCAAAUUCAAUGCAAUAGACAAUGGAGUAGAUCGCACGAGUUACGUAAAGCCUUACAAGUUGAAUAAAGAUGGUCUGCCCCUCAAUCCACAAGGCCGCACUGGUAUGACUGGUAGAGGAAGCCUUGGCAGAUGGGGCCCCAACCACGCCGCCGAUCCUAUUGUGACACGGUGGAAAAUGGAUAUUCAGAACAAAAAGGAGAUUAACCCGGACUCCGGCAAGUUUAUCCUCCAAUUUGUGGCCAUCAAGCGGAGGGACACCAACGAAUGGGCAAUACCCGGCGGCAUGGUUGAUCCUGGUGAAUCUGUAUCUUCAACUCUUAAGCGAGAAUUCUCCGAAGAGGCUCUUUGCUCAGUUGGGGCUUUUGGUAGCGAACUGGACGAAAUUCGAUCUCAAGUGCAAAAGGCGUUCAAAAACGGUUUCGAGGUCAGAAGUGACUCUGUAGCUAUAUGUUUCUAUGCAGUACCUUUCUAG